Messenger RNA from Melitaea cinxia (Glanville fritillary), 444 nucleotides. RefSeq lists its product as uncharacterized. The record is from RefSeq and is a predicted model, not a curated record. The transcript is spliced from 3 exons. The coding region runs from base 1 to 444 and encodes 147 amino acids. Lineage: Eukaryota; Metazoa; Arthropoda; Insecta; Lepidoptera; Nymphalidae.
AUGGAUUCGAAUUUCAAACACUUCGCUUACGAUUGGAACUGCCCAAAACUCACGGCAAAUGGUCGGUAUGAAAUGAAAGGACAUAUUGGAACAUUAGCUUUGGAAGGAAAUGGAGACUUUCAAUUUAUCGCAGGACGGUUCCUUGUCAACAUGGAAUGUGAUGUCGAAAAAGUGAAAAGGAGCGAUGGAAAAACUCUUGUGUUUAUUAAAGAUUUUAAGUUUGUUGCAACACCUCUCACUCAAAUAUUUUACAAUUUUAAAAAUCUGUUCAAUGGACGUGAAGAUUUAGCGGAAGCAGUUCACAAGUUUGCUCGAGAAAACUGGAAAGCCAUCGCCGAAUUUGUCCAGGAUCCUAUCUGGGAUGGUUCUUUAAAAGGAAUUUUUAAGAACAUUAAUAAAUACCUAGAAACUUCCCCUCUUGAAGAUACUUUAAUCAACAGUUAA